UAACAGACAUGGGGCUUCGCCUGCGGUCCACGCCGGCUGCUCGCCACAGGUAGGUGCGAGCGACCCUUCCUCAUGACCGGUGCGCCCGUUUGCAGCCUCAUGGACGGCGACCUGGUGGCCGUGUUCCGCAGCGACCUGCAGCAACACCACGGCAUGCGUCCGCGGCCGCGGCACCCGUCCAGCCUGGCCUGGAGCAGCUCCACGCCAUGGCCGGCGCACGAGCAGCAGGGCCGCGCGGCGCGCGCCAGGGCGGGCGCCGGCACGCAGCCCGGCGGCGGCUGCGGGGAGCUGCACUGGGUCGAGACGGCGCAGGAGUACUGCCAGAGCUCCUCCCUGCACGGCCUGCGCUACGUGGGUGACACCGGCAUCUCGCCAGUCGAGAGGUGCUUCUGGAUCGUGUCUUUCGCACUGGCCGUCAUCGUAGCGGCCUACUUCAUCACCAACAUCUACCAGCGCUGGGAGAACAGCCCCGUCAUCAACUCGAUGUCGCCGGUGGCCACGCCCAUCUUCGACAUCCCCUUCCCGGCCAUCACCAUCUGCAACAUGAACCGCGCCCGCAGGACCAUCGCCGAGGUCAUCAAGAGCGGCCCGGCCCGGAGCCCUUACAACGCGCUGCAGCGACGCCUCCUCAGCGACAUCUGCGACGACAACGACUACAGCUCCACGACGAACACGAGCGUGGACGAGGUGGACCGCACGUCCGGCAACUGGAGCGUCGUCAUGGGCUUCAUGAUCAAUGUGACGCAACCCUGUCACGAAAUGCUGCUGACGUGCAAGUGGCGCAACCAGCCGGUGGACUGCGACAACGUGUUCAACGCGGUGCUCACCGACGAGGGCAUCUGCUGCACGUUCAACCGCGUGCGCAGGGACCUCACCUUCCGCAACCCGCGGGAGCUGAGCGACCUCAACAUCACGUUCCCCUACCCGUCCGCGGACUGGACGCCCGAGACGGGCUACCCGGAGACGGACAACAAGGGCUCCGUGCUGGAGACGCCCUGGCGGCCGGUGGGCAUCGGGACGCACCUGGGGCUCACCGUCAGCCUGGACAGCGAGAUGCACGACUAUUACUGCUCUUCCACCUUCAGUGCGGGCUUCAAGGUGCUGCUGCACAACCCGGUCGAGACACCCAAGAUAGCUGCAUUUGGCUUCCUCGUGGAGCCCGGCACAGAGAACCGCGUGGCCAUCUCCCCCGUCAUCAGCCACACGGCGCCCUCGCUGCAGACCGUGUCGGUGGACAAGCGCCAGUGCCUGUUCCAGCACGAGCGCAACCUGCACUUCUACCGCACCUACACGCAGCGCAACUGCAUCCUGGAGUGCGAGGCCAACUUCACCCUCAGUCACUGCAAGUGCGUCGCGUACUACAUGCCGAAGGACAGAUUAACUAGAAUAUGCGGCAAGAAAGAUGAGCAGUGCGCAAAUAUAGCAAGGGAGGCAAUGGAACUCCGCCUGGCAAAUUCAGCUGCUAAUCUUACUCAAUUAAAUAUAAGUGAUGUGCCAUCAUGUCAAUGCCUUCCUGGUUGCAGUGAGCUUUCUUACGUUUCAAGUUAUUCAAGCAGUCAUUUUGCUCCAACAUACACACCAGAAAAUGAUGACACAAAAUCUCCUAAAAAUAUUGAAUAUCUUCUGAAAAAUUCAGCUGUAAUUCACUUCUACUUCACAGAAACUCUUUUUGCCAGCCGAUUCAAAGGUGAACUCUUUGGUUUCACAGAAUUUCUUUCUAAUUCAGGUGGAAUACUGGGUUUGUUUUUAGGAUUUAGUUUUUUAAGUGUAGUAGAGGUUGCCUAUUUCAUCUCGUUGAGGAUAUACUGCUCAUGGUCACGUGCAAAACAUGCUGUUCGGUCAAAAAUAACAAAUCGGAAGAAACUAAAGCUAGAGGAUGAUGAUAAGUCUGUGGCAGUAAUAGAUACUCUUCCAUAUCUUCAGUGAAUUAAUAGCUUAGGCUAAUAAAUAUUGAUUAAAAACCAACAACUGGAAAUAAACUUGAUAUUGUACCAUACAACUGGAAAUGUAACACAAAGGCAGUAUGUUCAUGACAAUACUUUUAAAUUUAAAAUGUGGCAACAAUGUGCUAAUUUGCUGGGUUGUAUGAACAAACAAAUAUAAGUGACAGUUCUUAAUUCAACUUCCUGCUGAAGAAAAUGUCUCAACUGGCUUCAAAAAACAAGAAACUAUUAAUAUUGUGUCAAGCCCAAUCAAAAGAUGCUUUGAGAAUAAGAAAGGCAAGGAGAAAACAGGGAGGGUGAUUCUCAAUCAAUCUCAUUCAGAAAGUUAUUGAUAAACGCGAAGGGAUAGCCGCAAAAUCAUAAUAAUAACAAACAUAACCUGCACCGCUGAUUAAAAGUUGAGCACUGAGUUCAAGAGUCGUCAAGCCAUUUCUCUGAGUCCUCCAGCGAUCAAAUUGAAUAAAUGAAAUACAUGGAAAAUGAUGGAUACUCUUACCUGACCCCAAGACUAAUUUGCAGCAGGUAAAUGAGGAUUUGAUUGUGUUGAAAAUCCUGAUGAUGCUUCUGGUUACGCCGCCAUGACACUUUAGUCCUUACAAUCAAACACACGGCAUACUUGACUAUUUUUCUGAUCAAACAAUUUUUCCUAUCGGUACCUGCUCCUGCUAUAUUUUUCAUAAUCGGUGCAGAUUGUAGAGUUCAGUUGGGUCGUAGUCAAACAUGGCGACCUUCUCGCGUUCUGUCUGUUCCCGUCAUUUUCGAACAAUCUUUACGGUUUGCAAAAAUGAACAGCUAAACCCAGUAUUUCGAAGGGUCAAUUUGAACCCUUGUCGAUCAAUCUCCGGCCAUGGCGCAGCUCCCAGGCCCGUCACUGCCCAAGGUAACUUGAUAGUGUAUGCCUUGGGUGGGAUAGCCGCCGGCGUUGCUUACACAAUUUGGGAAGCGAAAUCCAAAGACUUGUCGCCAGUCUCGAAUGAUGGUAUCAUGAAACCAAAAAUUAUUGAUGGACUUCCGCCCUACCCACCAGCACGCAAGAUUUCCAUCCCUACUGACAAUAGCGGUCUUCAUUUAGUACUGUACCAGUAUCCUACCUGCCCUUUCUGCUGUAAAGUACGAGCAUUUCUAGAUUAUUACGGUCUAUCUUAUGAUGUAGUGGAGGUGGAUCCAGUGCUAAGAACACAGACU
This is a messenger RNA of Frankliniella occidentalis (western flower thrips), 3128 nucleotides long. Its product is annotated as pickpocket protein 28-like. The transcript is spliced from 11 exons. Gene Ontology annotation, molecular function: ligand-gated sodium channel activity. Gene Ontology annotation, cellular component: membrane. The record is from RefSeq and is a predicted model, not a curated record. Lineage: Eukaryota; Metazoa; Arthropoda; Insecta; Thysanoptera; Thripidae. Gene Ontology annotation, biological process: sodium ion transmembrane transport. The coding region runs from base 73 to 1926 and encodes 617 amino acids.